AUGUCGCGGAUCAAAGCCUUGUUCUCCAAGUGUGCAGGCUUCUCCGGCGGCCUCAUCAGUGGCAAUGCGGAGCUCCCGCAACUUCUCAUCCUCGGCCUCGACAAAGCCGGGAAGACAACUCUUCUUUACAGGCUGAAGAUCGGAUCAGGUUGGGGCGACAUCGUUGAAGAUAUGAAGAAGAUGAGGACGCCGGAUGCCGAUGGCAAGGUCGAGGAUCCCGGAUACCACUACGAGGAGCUCAACCGCUCCUUCGCGUGCGGAGUGUGGGAAGUGCCCGGGACAGAAGCGAUGAGGCCGGUCUGGAAGCUUUUUUACCAGUCCAUCAAGAUCCACUGCGUGGUCUUCGUGGUGGAUGCCAACGACAGCGAGCAGAGGAUCAACAUGGCAAAGAGACACUUGCACGUCCUGAUGAACGAGGCCGAGCUACGCAAUGCCUGCUUCUGUGUCAUCAUCAACCAGAGGGUGGACGCUUCUGGAAACCUUGUCUACGAUGACAAGGAGGACGUGCUCAAAUACAAGCUCGGCCUCCAUGAUCUCCACCCCUCUGUCGAUUGGAGAACUAGGCACUUCGUCAUCAACAUCCUUGAGAUCAAGGGCGAGUCCGACAAGGAGUGGCUGAACGUCAUGAGCUUCACCAAGGAAGUCCUCUCCGACAGCAAGGGCUUCGGCCUCAAAGUGUGA
This is a messenger RNA of Symbiodinium necroappetens, 681 nucleotides long. NCBI's taxonomy places the organism in Eukaryota, Dinophyceae, Suessiales, Symbiodiniaceae. The record is from the annotation of a GenBank genome assembly.